This is a messenger RNA of Metopolophium dirhodum (rose-grain aphid), 1380 nucleotides long. It is a transcript of the gene Mic26-27, whose product is annotated as MICOS complex subunit Mic27. Gene Ontology annotation, cellular component: MICOS complex. NCBI's taxonomy places the organism in Eukaryota, Metazoa, Arthropoda, Insecta, Hemiptera, Aphididae. The record is from RefSeq and is a predicted model, not a curated record. The transcript has 7 exons. The coding region runs from base 68 to 820 and encodes 250 amino acids. Gene Ontology annotation, biological process: cristae formation.
UUCUUAUUGUUAUUAACUAUUGUAUAUUUUGUCUACUUGAGUUCCAUUGGCGAUCGAUCUAAGAAAAAUGAAGUUUAAAAACAUUAUUAAAAAUAGAACUGCAACCAAUGGGUUUUUAUUAACCGCCUAUGCUUAUACGGUAAUGCCAGUGGUAUUAGCUAAGGAUGAACAAGAACCCAAACUUGUCAGACCUAGCGAUUUACCAAUAUACCCUGAUGAAUCUAAAGAAAAGAAAACUGAGAAAGAAGAUAAUUGGCAACCAACAAUAGCAUUAGGUACAAUUCAAAAAGUUAGAGAAGAAAUUGUCAGCCUAAAUCAACAAUGGUCUAAAGUCAAAGAUAGAAUAUACAUUUUUCUUCAGACUGGGGCUAGCCACACAGAAUCUUUUGUGGAUGAUUUGAGGCAAGAAAAUAAUUCUGCACUUCGAGCUGGAUUUGUGGCAGGAAGCGGUUUAGCCGGUUUAUUAAUAGCAGCUAGAAAAGGAAAGUUUAAAAAACUAGUCUAUGCCACAACUGGAGCAACAGCUGCAUUUUAUGUUGGUUAUCCAAAAGAAUCUGAAGAAGCUACUAAAAUCAUCAAACGUUAUUCUAUUGUUUCGUAUCAUUUGAUAAAUAAUGUAACCAAGGAUUUAACUGGUUUUGAGUUACCAUCAUUGCCACUACCAAAAACCGAGUCCCAGUCAGACAAUUCUGAAGAUAGUAGCAAACCUGAUUUAAAAGAACUGUUCUUUUCAUUGAUUGACUAUGUGAAAGAACCACUGGAAUCUUUUAAACAAUUGGUUUUUAAUGGAAAAAAUGGACCAGAUGACAAGGGUAAAUAGCUACUCAAAAAAGUUUGCACAUUAUAAUAUAUUUGCUAGUAUAUAAUUGUUAAAAUAAACAUAUUAAAUAGUGAAAUUAGAUAUUGUUCAGCCCUUUAAACAGGCUUUAUUUAAUCUCGCUAUCACUUCUUCUUUGCCAAGUAUUACCAUUAUUUCACUAACACCUGGACCUUGCUGCAAAGAAGAAUAUAUAAAUAAUAAAAAUUAUUUAAAAAUAAAUAAUAAUAAUCUAAUUAUAAAUUUACUAGCCUUCAAUCCACUGAUGAUGUUGCGUAACAUUUUCAUUAAAUUACUAUAAACAACAUUGUUUGAUUUUGAAAAUUUUUUCAAUACCGUUCCUAAAUUAUCAAUAGUGAAAUCAUCUAUGUUUAUUAAAUGAUGUCUUAGUUUGAUUACUAUGUCUAUAAGAACAAAAUCAUAAUUAACUGUGUGUUAUAUCUUUAAUAAAUAAUUGUUUAUGUUACUAUCUUAUAAAAAUAUUUUGUUACCUAUAUCAUAAUCCAUAGAUUUUAAUGCUGAUUCUGAUGGUUUUAACCAAAUAAACUUAUAGUUUUCAUGAA